Molecule: messenger RNA, 342 nt
Organism: Staurois parvus
Lineage: Eukaryota; Metazoa; Chordata; Amphibia; Anura; Ranidae
Source: the annotation of a GenBank genome assembly
UCAGUGCCCAGCAGUGCCACCCACCAGUUCCGCCCACCUGUGCCCAGCAGUGCGCCCACCUGUGCCCAGCAGUGCACCCACCUGUGCCACCCAGCAGUGCCACCCACCUACGCCACCCAGCAGUGCCACCCACCUGUGCCCAGCAGUGCCACCCACCUGUGCCCACCAGUGCCACCCACCAGUGCCCAUCAGUGCAGCCCAGCAGUGCUGCCAGUCAGUGCCACCAAUCAUCAGUGCUGUCUAUCAGUGCCACCUAUCCGUGACACUUCAUUAGUGCUGCCUAUCAGUGCCGCCUAUCCGUGCCACCUCAUUAGUGCUGUCCAUCAGUGCCGCCUAUCAGUG